This is a messenger RNA of Geosmithia morbida, 525 nucleotides long. Its product is annotated as dUTP pyrophosphatase. Gene Ontology annotation, biological process: dUTP catabolic process; dUMP biosynthetic process. Gene Ontology annotation, molecular function: magnesium ion binding; dUTP diphosphatase activity. The record is from RefSeq and is a predicted model, not a curated record. NCBI's taxonomy places the organism in Eukaryota, Fungi, Ascomycota, Sordariomycetes, Hypocreales, Bionectriaceae. The coding region runs from base 1 to 525 and encodes 174 amino acids. The transcript has 2 exons.
AUGUCCACAGCACCUGACGCCGCCGCCCCCGCCGCCACAGUCAACUCCCCUCCCGCCAAGCGAGUCAAGACUGACGGCACCAUGUCUGCUACCGAAGAGCCCAAGCUUCUCAUUAAGAAGCUCUCCGACAAGGGUCGUAUCCCUACCCGCGGAAGUGCCUUUGCCGCCGGUUACGACAUAUAUGCUUCCAAGGAUACUACCAUCCCUGCGAGGGGCAAGGCUCUCGUCGACACCGAUAUUAGCAUUGCUUGCCCUGCUGGAACUUACGGCCGCAUUGCCCCUCGUUCGGGCCUUGCCUCCAAAAACUUCAUCGACACUGGCGCCGGUGUCAUUGACGCCGAUUAUCGCGGCCAGGUCAAGGUCCUGCUCUUCAACCACGCCGAGUCCGAUUACGAGAUCAAGGAGGGCGACCGCAUUGCCCAGCUUAUUCUCGAGCGCAUAUACACGCCCGAGGUCGUCGAGGUUACGGAGCUAGAAGAGAGUGUUAGGGGAGCUGGUGGCUUUGGCAGCACUGGUACUGCUUAG